AUGUCUGUUCUCUUCGCCGUUGGCUCAAACGGAUCCGGGCAGCUCGGCAUCGGCCACAAAGAAGACGUAUCCGUCCCCAAGCAGGCCGUCUUCUUCCCAGAGGACAUCGAGUCCCCAGUGGUCAAGAUCGCGGCAGGCGGAAACCACACGCUUCUCCUCACAGAAUCAGGACAGCUCUGGUGGAGCGGAGACGCGACCAGCGGCGCUUGCGGCCUCACGUCAGCAGCAGAGACCGACGAGUCGGUAUUUCAACGAGUCCGGCUUAGCAAGGAUGAUCAGCAAGAGCAAGCAAACGCUGCAACACCAGUACUGAUCGCCGCGACCUGGGAGGCGUCGUUUGUUGUUCGUCAGGACAGCGAGGGCAAGAAUACGAGAAUCUACAGCUUCGGUGCCGGACAAAAGGGCGAGCUGGGCCUCGGAGAGCUCCUGGUCCGUUCACCGUCCGCCAGCCUCUUCAAGGAGUUCCCGCCGGCCGGGACCGAGAUCGUGGACCUGGCGGCGUGCAUGGGUCACGUAGUGGCGGUCCUGAGCAACGGCGAUGCCUACGCCUGGGGCAACGUGCGUAAAGGCCAAGGUGGAACCCCUGAGUCGGUCGUCCACUCGCCGAGGAAGAUCCAUGGUGUCGAUUUCAAAGUUGCCAGGGCUGUCUGCGGAAAGGACUUUACUUGUUUAUUCGGAGCUCCGGACUCGGGCAAGCUCCUCGUUUUGGGCUCCGAUAAAUGGAAUAUCAAGUCCUCCUCGCCCGGCUCCGUGUCGGAGUGGGCAGACGUUGGUGCGAGCUGGGGUAAUGUCUAUGUCCUGAAGAAGGAUGGCGAGCUCUUGGCAUGGGGAAGGGACGAUCAUGGACAGCUCCCACCGCCGAGCCUGCCCAAGCUAUCGAAGAUCGCUAUCGGCAGCGAACACGUCAUUGCAUUCACGGAAAAGGGCGAUGUGCUCGCUUGGGGAUGGGGAGAACACGGCAACUGCGGGCCGCAAGUUGAGAACAACGAUGUCAAGGGACGGUGGAAUGUCAUUGCAUCGUCGAGAUUUAUUCCCCCUGGUUCUAAGAUUGCGGGUAUCGGCGCGGGUUGCGCGACUAGCUGGGUGACUAUCAUUACCGGUUGA
Messenger RNA from Colletotrichum orchidophilum, 1104 nucleotides. Its product is annotated as RCC1 domain-containing protein. Lineage: Eukaryota; Fungi; Ascomycota; Sordariomycetes; Glomerellales; Glomerellaceae. Bases 1 to 1104 code for a protein of 367 amino acids. The record is from RefSeq and is a predicted model, not a curated record. The transcript has a single exon.